UCACUCUCACUCAUCACCGAAGAAGAUGGCGUCAAUGCUAUGGAGAACGUUGACCAAGUCAAACCGCUGCUACUUUGCUUUCCGGACGACGGUGAGAGUAACACAGUUUUCGCCGCUUGCGCUACCGAAGACGAUGGGCUUUCUGGGUCGAUCCAUCGCCGUUUGCCCAUCAGCUCGUUCAGGGUUUACAACGUUACAAAAGUGUACUGCGGCCAUUCGACAACUGGCGUACGGGAUAGUGGCCGACGCUUUGGACGAGUACUUACAGAUGUCGGCAAGAACUACGCGGGAAUGUUUGUAUCGGUUUUGCCAUAAUGUGAUGAAACUGUAUAGCAAAAAAUAUUUGCGGAAACCAAACGCGUAUGAUGUUCAACAGUUGUACCAAGCUCAUGAAGCAAGGCACGGGUUUCCGGGAAUGCUUGGUAGCAUUGAUUGUAUGCAUUGGGGGUGGCAUAAUUGCCCGACUGCGUCGCGCGGCCAAUAUACGCGAGGUGAUCACGGCUAUCCAACCGUGAUACUUGAAGCUGUGGCAUCACAAGAUUUGUGGAUAUGGCAUUCUUUCUUUGGUCUCCCUGGUUCACUCAACGACCUCAACGUGUUAUACCAAUCGGCCAUCUUUACCGAUGUCGUUAAUGGAACGGGACCGGACACACGUUUUACAGUUUCUGGGGUUGAGUAUAGACGUGGGUAUUAUCUUGCUGACGGGAUAUAUCCGUCUUGGUCUACAAUUGUGAAGACUAUUCCAUAUCCCGAGGACGAAAAACGGAAAAAAUUUGCCAAGCGUCAAGAAGCUGCAAGAAAAGACAUCGAACGUGCUUUUGGUGUCUUACAAAAAAAAUGGGCCAUCGUUGCACAACCGGCACGUGCGUUCACCCCAAAAAGGCUGCGUCUUUGUAUGUACGCUUGCAUUUUGCUCCAUAACAUGAUUAUUGAAGACGAAGGUCGGGCGAUUUGUGAGUAUGAUGAGAAUGCAGCUUGGGGGAACACUGUCCCGGUUGAUCCCCCACAACAGGAUUUAAACUCGUUCUCGCUAACAAACGACUUCACGCAUGCAAACCUUCAACAAGAUUUGGUAGAACAUAUUUGGAACAACGUUAACAUGGUGGACGGUGACGGAGCCGAAGACGAAGACGAGUAGUGUGUUUGUUUUAAAUUUUUAAAUCUAGUCUUUUUUUUUCAAAUUUUAGGUAGCGUAAUUUUUUAUUUUU
Helianthus annuus (common sunflower) is the source of this 1208-nucleotide messenger RNA. RefSeq names its product putative nuclease HARBI1. Bases 26 to 1138 code for a protein of 370 amino acids. The record is from RefSeq and is a predicted model, not a curated record. The transcript has 2 exons. NCBI's taxonomy places the organism in Eukaryota, Viridiplantae, Streptophyta, Magnoliopsida, Asterales, Asteraceae.